This is a messenger RNA of Neurospora hispaniola, 580 nucleotides long. RefSeq lists its product as uncharacterized. The record is from RefSeq and is a predicted model, not a curated record. NCBI's taxonomy places the organism in Eukaryota, Fungi, Ascomycota, Sordariomycetes, Sordariales, Sordariaceae. Bases 221 to 454 code for a protein of 77 amino acids. Gene Ontology annotation, molecular function: transcription corepressor activity. The transcript has 4 exons.
CCGCGACCCGGGCAUCCUGGCGGACGGGAAUGAUGGAAGUGGAAAUCAUCCGCUGCCCUCAAGGUGCCCAUCCCUUUUCCAACAUCAACACCCAACUAAAGUCUACGUCAACUGUUGAAUCGCUUUCACAAACCCAUUUGUCAACCACUGUAGAAAAUCUUUGAUUCAUUCGAUCUGUCUUUGUUCAAGAAACUACGAAAGUAUUCCAGAACAAGUCACAAUGUCUGAAAACGGCGAGGCCAACACCACCACGAGCCCAACAGCGACCAACUCGGCGGAUGACGCCCGUCAAGAGCUCUCUGUUCAGCUUGAAGAUCUUCUAAAUACACUCUCCAACAAGUUCGCUGGUGUCUCGAGCGAGAUCUUCGCCAAGAUGGACGAGAUGUCGAGGCGUCUAGAUAAUUUGGAAUCUCAAAUAAUGGCCGGAAAAGAGAAGCCAAACGGGCCAGCCUGAUUUUGUUUCGUCGUGCAAGUAAACAACCCACGUGCGAAAAGGAGUCGGGUUGAGCGAGCGUCAUGUAGCAGUUCACGUACAGUAUACCAUGAUCAUGUUGAGCAGCUAAGACAUGUCUCUCCUUCA